CUUCGAUGGUGUAGUAGCCACAAUAUGUUUUUCUAACAUAACCUCAAUAAAAUGCUAGAGUUAAAAGAAGUAAUUAAUUCGUAAUUAAAAUGUCUUUAUACGACGAUGUGGAUGUAAAAACUCGACCAACAGAUAACGUUUCGGGUUGGUCAUCCGGCAUUAAACUACUUCAGUCGCAAUUACAACUGAAAAGGGCCACAGUCACCCAGCCGAAGCGAGACCAAUCUCGGAAGGCAAGUUUGGCACCGGUUAUCGACUUGAAGAGCAAGAAGGACGAAGACGAUAUAUUUACUUCAAUUACUCAAACACCGAUACGUACUAAAAUCGAACCAAUUGUACCUGUGAUACCAAAUAUUCCCUCGUUUGCGUCGGAAUAUGACUGGAAUGUUGAUAACGAGUAUGAUCCCUUGUGGCCAAAUGAAUAUGAGAAGAUUGUAAAAGAGUUGCGUGAUAAUCGUGAUAGAGAUACGGAUAAAGAUGAGAAGAGACGUGAAAAACGUAGGAAAAGCAGGUUUAACGAUCCCGAAGAGGAGAUUGUUGUGGCUACUCCUCAAGUGACAAUUCCUCCAUUGAGCAGUGGAUUUGCAGGUCGAUGGGAAGAGGAGGAAGAAGAGCCGGUAGCUAAACCAUCACGGGCAGGAGGUGGUGUUGCUAUUGCACCACCUCCAAGUUUACAAGAACCGCAAGAGUCUCCUUUGAUUAACAACAAACUGCUGAGCAAUACAUAUGAUGGUAGUUCUGUAGCUGCGAAAAUUAUGGCGAAAUACGGCUUUAAAGAGGGUCAGGGUUUGGGUAAGCAAGAGCAAGGCAUGUCUAUGGCGUUACAAGUUGAGAAAACCUCAAAGCGCGGCGGUCGUAUCAUCCAUGAGAAAGAAAUUAUGCUUCCACCACCUAUUGAUGUCAAGUCUGAGCAAAGUAUUACGGAAAUAAUGAAAACACCGGGGAAGGUGGUACUUUUGCGCAAUAUGGUUGGGCCUGGCGAGGUCGAUGACGAGUUGGAGCCAGAAGUUAAAGACGAGUGUAACACCAAGUAUGGUGAUGUCGCUACCGUAACAAUUCACGAGGUACCCAAUGUGGAACCGGAGGAUGCAGUGCGAAUAUUCGUGGAAUUCAGGCGGAUUGAGAGUGCUAUUAAGGCAGUUGUUGAUCUCAAUGGACGUUUCUUUGGAGGACGACAAGUUAAGGCGACAUUUUACGAUUUGGAUAAGUUUUAUAAUUUUCAACUGAUGGAAUAGCCACUAUCCGUUUGCGAAGAAUAGACAAUUUGUUUAUUAAAAUUAAUAAACACAAUUAUUUCUCUUUA
This is a messenger RNA of Photinus pyralis (common eastern firefly), 1303 nucleotides long. RefSeq names its product splicing factor 45 (gene Spf45). The record is from RefSeq and is a predicted model, not a curated record. Lineage: Eukaryota; Metazoa; Arthropoda; Insecta; Coleoptera; Lampyridae. Gene Ontology annotation, cellular component: precatalytic spliceosome. Gene Ontology annotation, molecular function: RNA binding. Gene Ontology annotation, biological process: mRNA cis splicing, via spliceosome; alternative mRNA splicing, via spliceosome. The transcript has 2 exons. The coding region runs from base 90 to 1235 and encodes 381 amino acids.